Messenger RNA from Musa acuminata subsp. malaccensis (wild Malaysian banana), 582 nucleotides. The record is from RefSeq and is a predicted model, not a curated record. Lineage: Eukaryota; Viridiplantae; Streptophyta; Magnoliopsida; Zingiberales; Musaceae.
AUGGAUUUCUUUGCGGGGGCGAGAGUAAUCCGCCUGCGGAGCUUCUACCAGAAGUACCUCGUGGCGAAGGAAGACACGACUCGCGUGGGGAUGGACCAAGAUGGCUUCUCGGAUGGCGCCCGGUGGACCGUCGAGAUCAUCGCUAACGAGCAGCGGCUCCGCUUCCGGAGCUCGUGGAAUCGCUACCUCGCCGCCGACAACAAUACGGUCUCCCAGCAGCUCCCCGAUCACGUCGGCGUCCGCGGCGAUUGGCAGCCCCUCGCUGUCGGCCCUCACGUCCUUCUCAGGUGCAACGACGCCGACUAUCUCCGGGCGCAGGACCGCCACCUGCCGUGGCGCGCGUCCGUGACGCUCCACACGCCGUCGUGGCAGAGAUCCCGGGCCCCGUUUUACUGGGACGUUGAAAUCCUCGAGGCGGAGCAUCCGCCACUCCUGCCGCCGCCCCAAGCAGCAGCACCGGCGCCCUCUUCCAUGGCGUUGCAGAGGCUUCCUCCUCCUCCACCAUGGCAGCCACCCUCUCCUCACCCACCAAUGCAGCUGCUGCCUCCUCGGCCACGGCAUCGCUGGUCCCCUCCGCGGUGA